GGGGCAUAAUCUAUCACUCUAUGCAGAAGUUUUUAACUUUUAAAGAAGAGGAAAAAAAAAUAUUCAACCUUUGCAAAUACAAAACUUUCUCUCUCUUCUUUCUUUCCCUAUCUAUCUCUUGUUUGGCAACAUCCAGCUCACAUUUUUCAGUCGUAGGUUCCCUUUUUUUUUUUUUUUUUUUUUAAUAUUUUAUAAUAAAUUUUUUUUUUUUUUUUGGUGGUGGGUGUCUCAAACUAAUUAUACUUUGAAGCUUUCUUCUUUAAUUUCCCUCUCUCUCUCUUCAUCUUUUCUUUAAUAAAUUCUUUCUCAGUAGCUAGUCAUAGAAUCCCAAAUCUAGAGAGAGAAAGAUAAGCAGCAACUAGCAAGAACAGAGCUUUUUAGAGAGAGAAAGUAAGGAACAAAAGAGUAGUUCCUUCUUCUUCUUCUUUCCCAAAAGAGAUAAAACAAAGGUAAAAAAAAAAAAUCAGCAGAUGAAGUGAUUUUGAUUUUUUUUUUUUUGAUCAUCAGGAUUCGAACUUGGGUUGGUUCUAAAAUUUUAGAGAAAAAUAAUUUCAUUUUUCAAAUUUUUAAAAGAAAAAUGUGGGAUCUAAAUGGUUCCCCUGAUGAAACAAGUAGAGUUAGAAGGUAUGAUGAAUCAGAGGGUUGUUCUUCUCAAAAAACGACGUCGUUUGACGCCGAUGAUAAGAAUUCCACCUCCUCCGCUACCGUCGUAAUCGACGACGCCGGUGAGAGAUCCGACGAUGAAGAUGCUCCUGCAGCUGCUGCUGGUGGUGGUGGUGACGGAAAGAAGCGUAACAGCCGUCAGAUUUUCGGUUUUUCUUUUUUAACUAAUAAAACUAUCAUCACUAAUAAUGAUGAUGAUGAUGACGAUGAGGAUAAUUCUUCUUUCUCCGGUGAAACUCCGGUGACACGUCAGUUUUUUCCGGUGGAAAUGGACGUUUCCGAUGGACCUACUAACGCUGGUGAGUUCUCUAAGGCUCAUUGGGCCGGACCGAAGCUAUACCCAACAUCAGACACCAUGUUAGCUGCUUCUCUUGUGGGCCCAGCUAAGCCCACUGAGUUAGCCCAGCCCAUGAAGAAAAGCCGGCGAGGCCCACGUUCUCGAAGCUCUCAGUAUCGCGGUGUUACCUAUUACCGGCGAACUGGCCGGUGGGAAUCCCACAUAUGGGACUGCGGGAAGCAAGUUUAUUUAGGUGGAUUUGACACAGCUCAUGCGGCUGCUCGUGCAUAUGACAGAGCAGCAAUAAAAUUCCGAGGAGUGGAUGCCGACAUUAACUUUGCACUUGAAGAUUACCAGGAUGACUUGAAGCAGAUGGGAAAUUUAACCAAGGAAGAAUUUGUUCACAUACUUCGCCGACAGAGUACUGGUUUCCCUAGAGGCAGCUCCAAAUUUAGGGGUGUUACCUUGCACAAAUGUGGUCGUUGGGAGGCUCGUAUGGGCCAAUUCUUAGGCAAAAAGUAUGUGUACUUGGGACUAUUUGAUACCGAAGUUGAAGCUGCUAGGGCUUAUGACAAGGCGGCGAUUAAGUGUAAUGGGAAAGAUGCAGUUACUAACUUUGAUCCAAGCAUCUAUGAAGAAGAGCUCAAAGCAGCUGAAUGUUCAAGUAGUGGUGGAAAUGGUGGUCCUGAGCACAACCUUGAUUUAAGCUUAGGAGGAUCAAGCUCAAGGAGAAAUAAUAGCCUAGACUUUCGAGAUAACUCCGCAAUACAAGAACAACAACAACAACAACAAUACCCGAGCUCAAUGCAACUUGAACUCAACUGGCAAAACCAAGGAUCUAGGCCUAAGGAUGAUCAUGCUGAAACUAUGCAACUCCUUAGCCAAACUCGGCUUCAAUCAUCUCCAACCUCGUUAAAGCACAACGAGAUUUUAUCAAUGCAUAAUCGAUAUGGCGGUCCAAUGCCUGUUUUUGUUCCUCCUCAUCUCAACUCCUCGAAUUAUCAUCAUCAUUAUCAAAAUCAAAAUUCUCAGUUUCCGAGCAGCAGUAGUGGAGGUAGGAUUGAUCUUAUGAUGUCUUCAACAAAUAACAACAUUAAUAGUAGUAGUAUUAAUGAAAGUCGUCAACAACAACAACAACAACAACAACUACAACAACGACAACAGCAACAACAACAGCAACAGCAACAACAACAACAACAACAACGUCAACAACAACGUCAACAACAACAGCAACAGCAAUGGCAAGCUGGGCCUCAUCCCCAAUUGUUUGCUACUGCUGCAGCAUCAUCAGGAUUCUCACAGCAGAUAUCAAGACCCCCACCAAAUUGGAUGCCCCCAAAUAAUGGCUUCCAUCCUCUGAUGAGACCCUCAUAAAAGCAAAUUAAUCAUCUUAUAAAUCAUUAAAUAUAAUUAUCUCUAAUUCAAUUUCAUCACUCCUUUUUCCCAAAUUUCACCCUUCUUUUUUUUUUAAACUAUUGUAAAGCCUAAAUGUUUUGUGUUUUUUUUGGGGCUUUUUUCUUUGGGUUUUGGGGAAAUUGGGUAACAAAAGGAGGAUAAUUUUCUAUGUUAUUAUUGGCCAUAUUGGUCAAACUAACAGUAAAAAGGUGAAUGAGAAUUGAUUAUUAUUUAUUAUCA
Beta vulgaris subsp. vulgaris (sugar beet) is the source of this 2575-nucleotide messenger RNA. Its product is annotated as floral homeotic protein APETALA 2. Gene Ontology annotation, biological process: regulation of DNA-templated transcription. The transcript has 10 exons. The record is from RefSeq and is a predicted model, not a curated record. The coding region runs from base 578 to 2314 and encodes 578 amino acids. Lineage: Eukaryota; Viridiplantae; Streptophyta; Magnoliopsida; Caryophyllales; Amaranthaceae. Gene Ontology annotation, molecular function: DNA-binding transcription factor activity; DNA binding.